Messenger RNA from Ricinus communis (castor bean), 2434 nucleotides. RefSeq names its product chaperonin CPN60-like 2, mitochondrial. Gene Ontology annotation, cellular component: mitochondrion; cytosol. Gene Ontology annotation, molecular function: ATP binding; ATP-dependent protein folding chaperone. The record is from RefSeq and is a predicted model, not a curated record. The transcript is spliced from 18 exons. NCBI's taxonomy places the organism in Eukaryota, Viridiplantae, Streptophyta, Magnoliopsida, Malpighiales, Euphorbiaceae. Bases 232 to 1866 code for a protein of 544 amino acids. Gene Ontology annotation, biological process: protein refolding.
AGCGUGGAAACUCGGGCCGUGAGAAAUGGGCCUGAAAAAGAAAAACCCGGGAGACGGGUGAGAGGGCUUUCAUUAAAUCAAACCCAAGAUUUCAAAGCGAAAAACCCUACCAAAACCCCACUGCUUGCUUCUUUCUGAAUUGAGAGAAGCUAGGAAAACAUCGCACUCAAAAUACAGGCUCUCUCCCUGUAUUAACCUUUUUAAUUGCUGUAUAUUAUUGGAUCGUGAAUAAUGUAUAGAAUAGCUUCAAGAUUAGCUUCAUCCUUUGGCUCCUCCCCUUCGAAGAAACUGGUUUAUGGUCAGCUUAUAUGCAGCAGAAGUUAUGUGGCUAAAGAUAUCAGUUUUGGGGUUGGGGCUCGUGCAGCUAUGUUGCAGGGAAUCAAUGAGGUUGCAGAAGCUGUCAAAGUUACAAUGGGACCAAAGGGUCGCAAUGUUAUAAUCGAGAAAAGUCAUGGGGGUCCCAAGGUGACAAAGGAUGGUGUCACUGUUGCCAAAAGCAUCAAGUUCAAAGAAAAUGCUAAGAAUAUUGGUGCAGACCUUGUAAAGCAGGUUGCAAAUGCUACAAAUACCGCAGCAGGAGAUGGUACAACAUGUGCAACUGUCCUGACCCAGGCAAUACUCACAGAGGGUUGCAAGUCUGUUGCUGCUGGUGUUAAUGUUAUGGAUUUGCGAACUGGUAUUAAUAUGGCUAUUGAUGCUGUCGUUUCUGACUUGAAAAAGAGCGCACUAAUGAUAAGCACACCAGAAGAAAUCACACAGGUAGCCACCAUCUCUGCAAAUGGUGAACGUGAGAUUGGAGACCUGAUAGCAAGAGCAAUGGAAAAAGUUGGGAAGGAAGGAGUCAUCACUGUUGCUGAUGGGAAUACUUUGGAAAAUGAGUUGGAAGUAGUGGAAGGAAUGAAACUUGCCAGAGGUUAUAUAUCUCCUUAUUUUAUUACUGAUCAGAAGACCCAGAAAUGUGAACUUGAAAACCCUUUUAUCCUCAUUUAUGAGAAGAAAAUUUCAGACAUGAAUUCACUUGUAAGAAUAUUGGAACUGGCAGUAAAUAAAAACAGAUCACUUCUAGUUGUGGCUGAGGAUGUGGAGAGUGAAUCUCUAGCUAUGCUUAUUCUCAACAAGCAUCAUGCUGGAGUUAAGGUUUGUGCCAUUAAAGCUCCUGGUUUUGGGGAAAACAGAAAAGCAAAUUUGGAUGACCUCGCCAUUCUUACCGGUGGAGAGGUUAUCAGUGAUGAUCGUGGUUUGACAUUGGACAAAGUCCAAAUUGAAAUGCUUGGUACUGCUAAGAAGGUUACUGUUUCUCUUGAUGACACAAUAGUUCUUCAUGGUGGUGGGGAUAAGAAACUGAUUGAAGAAAGAUGUGAGGAGCUGAGGACAGCCAUGGAUAAGAGUACUGCCAUGUUUGACAAGGAAAAAGCUCAGGAACGACUGUCAAAACUGUCUGGUGGAGUUGCUGUAUUCAAGGUUGGGGGGGUUAGUGAGGCAGAAGUGGGAGAGAGAAAAGAUAGGGUAACAGAUGCUUUAAAUGCUACCAGAGCGGCUGUGGAAGAGGGAAUUGUGCCAGGUGGUGGUGUUGCCCUUUUGUAUGCCACAAAAGCCUUAGACGAUCUUCAAGCUCAAAAUGAAGACCAGAAAAGAGGCAUCGAAAUAAUUCAGAAUGCUCUCAAGGCACCUACGUCUACAAUAGUAUCAAACGCUGGAUUUAAUGCGCCUGUGGUUCUUGGCAAAUUGUUGGAGCAAGAUGAUCAUAAUUUGGGUUAUGAUGCUGCUAAAGGUGAAGAAAUUUCUUUUCAUAUCUUAAUCUCUAUGAUGAUAAGCUGUUUCUGGAAACAGGUGAGUAUGUUAACAUGGUCCAGGCUGGAAUCAUAGAUCCCCUUAAAGUUAUCAGGACAGCGCUGGUAGAUGCUGCCAGUGUUUCAUUGCUAUUGACGACGACAGAAGCAGCUGUCGUAGAUAACCCAAAUGAGAAAAAACCGCCAAGCCGUAUGCCAGACAUGGAUGCCAUGGACUAUUAGAUUGAUUAGAUUCCAAGAGCUACUGCUGUUCAAGUGCUUUGUAUGCCAUAAUCUGAGGCUUAAUUCUUUCUUUUAAACUGAAGAACUCCCUCACCCGAAAGCAAAACCUUGAUAGCUUUUGAUGGAAAGUCUUUCCAGGAAGUCCGGCUUGCAAGCCCUCAUUACUAAUGCCCGACAACUCCAGGAGAUCCGCAUUGAAAUCGGAAACCGAAAUAAUUACGGCGAGAUUUGAAGUGUUACGACAUUGUCAUGAAGCUUUUUUGAUGCUUUGCUUAAUCAUUUGUGGAUAAUUCCUCUUGAUUUAAAUAUUAAAACUCAACUGUUAUUACAUGGUUGCCUGCAGGACUACUGUGUCACUACGAGGCUGAUGUAUUUGUAUGAAGUAAGUAAAGCAAAAUGGGAUACGUGAUACUUGUACCUUA